CAACCAACUACCCCUCCAUCCAUGCUUCACCACUCUGGCUUUGGCAGCAGAAAGGUGCGCUUCAAGUCUGAACACCAGGAUGAUGCAUCUCUACCGAGUCUGAGACAUCUGGCAAAGCCCACUGUCUGAAGCGAACGACCUCCACACGCCCCUCCGCCAGUGUCACGCGAACAAACUGUCCAGCAUGCCGGCGAUCACAUCUAGACGGCGAUCGCGCGCCGUCUUCGAGGACGAAGAAGACAACACCGCAUCAGCUGCCGAAGACUCUCGCAGGAAGCGUCCGAAUGGUUACCGGAACCACACUCGAUUAACAGCCGAAAGCGAUGAGGAGUCAUCUCGAAACUCGAUCCUACCAAGCCCAAGCCCGGUCCCCAGCGCGAGCCAACCGUUUUCCAAUGGCGUACCCAGCGGGGACGGAGAAUAUGCCCCAGGCGCCAUCGUCAGGGUGCUUGUGGAAAACUUUGUUACAUAUGAGCGAGCCGAAUUCUUUCCGGGACCCAAUCUCAACAUGGUCAUUGGCCCCAACGGCACGGGCAAGAGCUCUCUCGUCUGUGCUAUUUGCCUGGGACUUGGCUAUGGCCCCAAGCAUCUCGGUCGCGCCAGUCAAAUCGGCGAGUUCGUCAAGCUGGGACGAGAUGUUGCCACGAUCGAGAUCGAGCUACAGAAGAGGCCCAAUGACCUCUCAAACCACGUCAUUCGCGUUGAUAUCAAAAGGGAAGAUAACCACCGCAAGUGGUGGCUGAAUGGCAAAGAUUCAACCUUGGGGGCUGUGCAGAAGCUCACAUCGAAGCUGCACAUCCAAGUCGAUAACUUGUGCCAAUUCUUGCCACAGGACAAAGUCGCAGAGUUUGCUGGACUUACCCCGGUGCAGCUCUUGCACCAGACACUCCGUGCUGCAGCUCCCGAGGAGAUGCUUCAAUGGCAGGCACAGCUUUAUGAACUACAUAAGGACCACAGGAAGGUCAAAGAACAGGCUAGUACUGUAUUGGAGACACUUGCAAACCUCCAGAGCCGCCAAGAAGGCUUGCAGGCCGAUGUCGACAGGUAUCGCGAGAGAGAUGCGGUGCAGCAGAGAAUCGAGGACCUUCGAAAAGCAAGACUGGUGAGCACAUACACUGUCGCUCGCCAGCUCUUCCGGGACGCGAAACGAAGAAGGCAAGAAGCCAGCGCAAACUAUGAAAAGCUCCAACAGUCGUGUGGCCCGUCUCUGACGGCUAUAGAAGACAAGCGAGCCUAUGCAGACGCGAUCCAGGAGGUCAUACACGAUAGAGAAACGGCCCUGGCGCAUGCGGAAAAGACCGGCGAGCAACUCCUGGCUGCUGUGGACCGGAAACAAGGUGACAUCAAAGACGUCGUUGGCCGCCUGAACGGAGAAACAGAAACCUUCCAGGCGAGGAAGGGCGACAUUGCCAAGAUUCGAAAGGCCUUGACGGAUACGGAAGCAAAGCUUAAGAAGAAGCCUUUGCCAUUUGAUGCCCAUGAGUGGAAUGCCAAGAUACGUGAACAAGAGCAGGUCUUGCGCCAGAACGAAGCCGAGAAACGAGACGUGAGAAGUCAGCUUGAAGACAUCAAGAAUCUCGCUCGGCGCAACAAGGAAGAGAGAGACCAGUUGUUGAAGCAAAAGAGUCAGCUUGACUCGCAGCAAGGCCAGCAACUGCUUCGCUUGCGACAGAUGAACAGUGACGCCCACAAAGGUUGGCUGUGGCUACAGGAGAACCAAGACAAGUUUGAGAAAGAAGUCUUUGGUCCACCGAUGCUCACAGCCUCUGUGAAGGACGACCGUUACUCAGAUCUAAUCCAGUCCCUCCUUGGCAAGGACGACUUCUUUUGCUUUGUGGCACAAACCCGGAACGACCACAAGACCCUCAGCGAGUACAUCUUCAAACAAUUGAAGCUCAAUGUCACGAUCAGGACAUGUGGGAACAGCUUUGCAUCGUACAAAGCGCCCCUCUCCAGCAGCGAGCUUGAAGCGCUGGGACUGGACGGCGGCUUCGCUAUAGAUUAUCUGGAUGCUCCUGAGCCCGUGCUCGCAAUGUUUUGCGCAGAGAAGAAGCUUCACACCUCUCUGCUGAGCCUACACGAGAUCAACGAUGCACAGUACAAUCAAAUAACACAACACGAGCAGAUCGCUGCCUGGGCGACUGGGAUGACAAUGCACCGCAUAUCCAGGCGUCGGGAGUACGGACCAGGCGCGACGUCCACAACUACGCGGCAGAUUAACAAGGGCCAGUACUGGACGGAUCAGCCUGUGGACAACUCGGAGACAGUGAGACUUGAGACGAGGCUCAAAGAGCUCGAAGAGGAUUUCAACAAGCUCAAAGCUGAGAACAACACGAAAAAAGAGCAGCUCGAUGAGAUGGCUAGCGACGCCAAGUCUGUUCAAGAGCGGAUAGACGACCUGCGAGCUCAGAAGAGUGAACUUCAGCAAGCACAUACCUUAUACGAGGCACUCCCGCACAGAUUAGCUGCGGACAAGAAGAAACUCGAGGAUGCUCAGGAGCUGCUAGCUGCGUGCCGCGAGCGUGUGUUUGAUCUGCGGUUGCAAAAGGACCAAAUCACUAUCGACAAGGCGAGACUAGUCCUCAAGCAUCACGAACACCUCGCACAGAUCAAGCAAGCACAGCAGGCGCUGCUCGAAGCCCGGAUACGCCUGGUUGAAGCUCAAUCAGAUGCCCGUGGGCUCGAAGCCAAAAACUCGGAGAUCAACAAGCUUCUCGAGGAGGAAGAGGCCAAGAUAAAACAGCUAGAUCUCGAGGCUGACAGAAAUAAGCUCGACGCACAAGAGGCUCUAGCAACUGUCCGAGCCGCGCUUGCCGAAGAGGAAGACAGCUCCGCUGUCAUGGCUAGGCUCAACGCCAUGGCGGAAGGCAGGAGUCCUGAGGACCUGGGCAUGGAGAUUGGCGCUGAGGAGGCCAAGCUAGAGCUUAUGCAAGGACUUGAUCCAGGUGUUGUUCGUCAGUUUGAGAAGCGGGCCAAGGAGAUUGAGGAAUUGACAAGACGGAAAGACGCGCAGACGGGCAAGCUCGACUCGCUCACAUCACAGAUCCAGCAAGUCAGAGCAAAGUGGGAACCGCGUGUCGAUGAGCUAAUUGGCAAGAUCAACGAUGCAUUCUCAUACAAUUUCGAGCAGAUCAGCUGCGCUGGCGAGGUUGGCAUACACAAAGACGAGGACUUUGAGCAAUGGGCGAUUGAGAUCAAAGUCAAGUUCCGACAAAACGAGACCCUUCAGCAGCUCGACCAGCACCGGCAGUCGGGCGGAGAGCGUGCAGUCUCAACCAUCUUCUACCUCAUGGCGCUGCAGUCCAUGGCUCAGGCACCCUUCCGGGUUGUCGACGAGAUCAACCAAGGAAUGGACCCGCGCAACGAGCGCAUGGUCCACGAGCGCAUGGUAGAGAUUGCCUGCCGAGAACAUACCUCGCAGUACUUUCUCAUCACGCCAAAGCUUCUGACGGGUCUGCGCUACGAUGAACGCAUGCGUGUGCUCUGCAUCGCCAGUGGCGAGCACAUGCCGACGGAAGGACGCAAGAUGGAUUUUGGCAAGCUGGUGCGGAUCCAGAAGAGUAUUGCUGCAGCGGGAUGAGCAGCGCCAAGCUGGCAAAGCAUUGACGGUGCAUGCGCCGAUCCCAUAUACCAAGGCUAAGGGCGAUUUGAUAGCCAAGACCAUUCAAAACAAGAGCGGGCACCUCUUGAAAUAUGACGCCAGCCACCGGACUCUAGUUGGUUCUCAAAACCUGGCCGUGGCCAAGCCGAUCCGAUCGUGGGGACCCGGCGCAGAAAAUUACAGGCUUUGCAACGUUAGUCUGGACCACGAGAUC
Microdochium trichocladiopsis is the source of this 3815-nucleotide messenger RNA. RefSeq names its product RecF/RecN/SMC N terminal domain-containing protein. Gene Ontology annotation, biological process: double-strand break repair via homologous recombination. The transcript is spliced from 5 exons. Gene Ontology annotation, molecular function: ATP binding; ATP hydrolysis activity. The coding region runs from base 185 to 3580 and encodes 1131 amino acids. Lineage: Eukaryota; Fungi; Ascomycota; Sordariomycetes; Xylariales; Microdochiaceae. Gene Ontology annotation, cellular component: Smc5-Smc6 complex. The record is from RefSeq and is a predicted model, not a curated record.